CCCUUCCUCCCCCCUUCUUCUUCUGCUCCCCCUCUUGCUCUCCCCUCCUGCUCCCCCCUCUUGCUCUCCCCGUCUUCUCCUCACAGUCAUGCGGCCCGUCUCCGUAGCCCUCGUGGCUUUCGCGCGUUCGCAGCAGGCCACUUCGGAUCAGGACGUUUUGCUGCUCCGUUCGAGGUCACGAUGGAGAGCCGAUCGGACAGGACGGAGGGGGGCCGGCGGACACCUUGCAGGGGGAGGGCGUGGACAUCGGCAGCCUGCCCCACCGGUUCGGCCGCGUCUACGGCCGCAACUGCACUCGUGCCGACUACGGCGGGGUGGACCCUUUCUGCAUGAACGGCUGCCUGCGCUGUGGCCACGAGACGACCAUCCUCCCCGGCCGCUGCGUGUAUGCUUGCUCAGACUGCGUGGACGACGCGCUGUCUUUGGCCAUUGCGGUCGGGCAGCAGUGCCCGGGACUGGGCCCCAUGAUCAUGGGCACACAGGCCCAGGAGGCAUACAGCGUCGUUUGUGCUCGCUACCUGGGGACGGGCAGGUGGUCGCGCAGUUUUCUUCGCUGGUCCUCGUGGGCCAACCUGGGAGUUCUGGCGGGCAUCACUCGCGUCGACCUCACGCGAGCGUGGCGGAACUUGCCUCGUGCCGCUGCGGACGACACCGCAGGCCCGUGGCCAGCAUCUCCAGACCUGGCGCGAGCGCCCCGCACGGCGGUCGUGAUGGCCUUCCUGUGCUGGGCUCUGAUGCAGACAGGGGCAGCUCUCUUGCUUGCAUUCGGGCCUGGGGUGUUCUUUCUUCCCUUCGCAGGGGCCAGCUUCGAGGGAGCUCUUCCUUUCACCGGCUACAGGGAGUUCGAUAUGUUGUCCGAGAUUACCUUCCCACUGGCCUGCUGUCUUCUAGCGUUUGGCCUUCUCGUCAAUGAGCUCGCGCGAGCGACGCAGCGCGGUAGGUUCACUUCAGUGGAUUCGCUGCACCGCGUUCCGUAUUUCUCAUGCCUCGCGAUACUUGUCAACGUGCUCUAUCUGUCCUGUCUGUUUAUUCGCUACUACGGCAACUCGAUCUCAAAUCUUGUUGCGAUGCACCUCUACGUCUACAUGUACGGCGCUGCGAUCGUGUACCUGGCUGUUGCUCUGCCCUACGCUGCGGUGCAGUGCCUCUGCUUCGCCCCUGCCGGCCUGCGCCCCGCGGGCUCCCUGGCCCUCCCGUGCCUGCACCUCGUGGGGCUCGCCUUCCUGGCCGAAGGCAACCUCGUCCCGGAGCUGCUCGCCCUGGUCUCGACCUCGGCCUGCCUGACCAUCAUGUGGGCGACCAGACGGGCACCGCAGGCGGAUCGUGCCCUCGCUCCCAGGUCCAGCAUCUCCCUGGAGGCGCCGCGCAGCCCUGCCAGGGCGCUCCGGCCCGGCUGAGGCCGAGGCUGGACGCCGUCGGCGCACCCAGCGCGCGCCCGCGGGGCGGGCAGGCGCGUGGCAGGCGCGCAGCGGCAGCGCGGAGAGGCGCAGUCUGGAGCCAGACGCCGUCGGCCACAUCACCGGGACCGGUGCGCGCGGGGAGGCAGCGCGCAGCGGGAGCCCCGAGCAGCUGCUCGGCGUCGCGUCGCCGAGCCGGAGCCGCCUGGCAGGGCCGGGGGCAGGCGCGCGCCGGAGCAGCAGGCACCGCUGCUGCUGCUGCUGCCCGGCGAGGUGCCGGAGGCGAGGUUCGAGCUGGCUGGGCGUCGUGCCCGAGGGAGCAGAGGAAGCAGGGAGGUUGCGGGCGGAACGUCCGUCCAGGGCCAGCCUGCAUGAGAGGUGCGCAGGUCGGUGGUCGGCUGUUGGGUGGCGGUUUGUGGCUGGUUGCACUGCUGGUGAGAGCGAUCCCCGACGCGGCCUGACACUGCGGCGGGCAGCCGAUCGGCGCGGCGGUGCGGCGUCGACGUCUUGCGCUGGGGGUCUCCGGAGCGAACGGCAGGCUGGGCCGCUGCCCCG
This is a messenger RNA of Prorocentrum cordatum, 1952 nucleotides long. NCBI's taxonomy places the organism in Eukaryota, Dinophyceae, Prorocentrales, Prorocentraceae. The record is from the annotation of a GenBank genome assembly.